AGAAUGGUUCAUAAUAUAUUCUGUAAUUAAUAUUCUGAGUUCAAUUACUCUUAUUAUUAUCUACGAUAUAAUCGAUUUGUUUUUACUCUUCAAAUAACAGUUAUCAUAAUAUUAUUAUACAGCAAUAAGUAUAAGUCGAAAGAACGGAAAGACAUCGCGUCGAUUGUGGUCUUGGUGAGGGUGGCGCGGGUAGGUGCAGGUGGGCGCGGAGCCGAGGGUGAAUCGAUAAGCGCGGCCGCGUGAGGGCGGGCAGAGGCGGGCGGCGGGUCGCGGGUCAGGGCCGGGCCGGCGCGGCACACGGGUCCGCGGCACUCGCGCCGCCGCACGGCUCCGCUCGGCGCCGCCAGCACCGCGCGCGACAUGAACGGCGCCCGCCGCGCCGCGUUGCUGCUAGCGCUCGCCGCCGCCUUUUUGCCGCAGGCUAAUCGUGUCGCGGGCGGUGGCGGUGGCGGCAUGUUUGGUGACGUCAAUAUAUCUGCAAUUUUGGAUUCGUUUAGCAUUAGUUACGACAAACGAGUGAGACCCAACUACGGAGGCCCGCCCGUGGAAGUGGGGGUGACUAUGUACGUGCUCUCCAUCAGCUCUCUGUCCGAAGUACAAAUGGACUUCACGUUGGAUUUUUACUUCAGACAGUUCUGGACAGACCCGAGGCUCGCUUACAAGAAACGCCCCGGAGUGGAGACUCUGUCCGUGGGGUCUGAGUUCAUUAAGAACAUCUGGGUGCCAGACACGUUCUUCGUGAAUGAAAAGCAGUCGUAUUUUCACAUCGCGACCACCAGCAACGAGUUCAUUCGUAUCCACCACUCGGGCUCCAUCACGAGGAGCAUCAGGCUCACGAUAACCGCCUCGUGUCCGAUGAACCUGCAGUACUUCCCCAUGGACCGGCAGCUGUGCCACAUCGAGAUCGAGAGCUUCGGGUACACGAUGAGGGACAUUCUGUACGUUUGGAAGGACGGCGCGUCGAGCGUCGGCAUGAGCAGCGAGGUGCAGCUGCCGCAGUUCCGCGUGCUCGGCCACCGGCAGCGCGCCACGGUCGUGACGCUGAGUACAGUCGGCUACACGAUGCGGGACAUUCGCUACAAGUGGAACGAGGGGCCCAACUCUGUGGGCGUCUCCAACGAGGUGUCGCUGCCGCAGUUCAAGGUGCUCGGGCACAGACAGCGCGCGAUGGAGAUCUCGCUCACCACAGGAAACUACUCGCGGCUGGCGUGCGAAAUCCAGUUCGUGCGCUCGAUGGGCUACUACCUGAUACAGAUAUACAUUCCGUCUGGUCUCAUCGUGAUCAUAUCGUGGGUGUCGUUCUGGCUGAACCGCAACGCGACGCCAGCGCGGGUGCAGCUCGGCGUCACCACCGUGCUCACCAUGACCACGCUCAUGUCCUCUACCAAUGCCGCGCUGCCCAAGAUCUCGUACGUCAAGUCGAUAGAUGUGUACCUCGGAACCUGUUUUGUAAUGGUGUUCACCAGCUUGCUAGAGUAUGCCACCGUAGGAUACAUGUCUAAAAGAAUUCAGAUGAGGAAGCAACGGUUCGUGGCCAUACAGAAGAUCAUGUCCGAAAAGAAGCUGCCCGUAGAUUGCCCGCCGCCCUGGGACCCUCACACUCUCGCUAAAAUGAGCACACUCAGCAGAUGUCCCCCAGGACGACCUUCGCAAGAGGUCCGGUACAAGGUUCGUGACCCUAAAGCACAUUCGAAGGGCGGCACGUUAGAGAACACUAUAAACAGAAGCAGAAGUGGCAUUGAAGAAGAAAGCUUAGGAGCGCCCGCUCACCCUCUUCAGCCCGGCAAGGAUAUCGGCAAAUUCCUAGGCAUGACGCCGUCGGACAUCGACAAGUACUCGCGCAUCGUGUUCCCGGUGUGCUUCGUGUGCUUCAACCUGAUGUACUGGAUCGUGUACCUGCACGUGUCCGACGUGGUGGCCGACGACCUCGUGCUGCUCGAGGACAAGUAGCCGCCGGCGCGGGACGCACUCCACGCCCUACUCUCACUCGUUCCCGCUCACACACUAAAUUAUUACUCUUGUAAACUAUACACUUUUAUACACAUUUAUCCGCCUCGAUCACAAUCUACUAGGGCCCCUCAGUAAUUCAGCGUAUUAAAAAAUCAAAACACAAAAUUAUACAACGAUAACCUCAGCAUAUUCUCUCCCCGCGAUACCCCAGAUGAUUUGUUGCGACCGCCCCUUAACGACGCAUCACUACGGCGUAACGUGUCCCGUCUCCGGUUAAUUUGUAAGAACACUGCACAACACGCACGCGCACGCGCACUAUUUAUCAAACUUACGAUCAAAGAACGACAUACUAAUGGACGUUGUUGGUUGGAAUAUAAUUAUUAUGAGAUUGUGAUAGUUCCUGGAUGGUUGUUAAUAUUUACGAUGAUACGAUCCGGCAAAAUUUAAUUGCACCUACUUUGGCAAUUGUAAAAAGUGACGACUUUGUAUAUACUCGAAUUAAUGAUAGCAAUAAAAGUUCUAAAUAUUGCUCUAGCAUUAUAUUGUGGACUGUACGAUUUCUAAUUUAGGUAAUAAAGUCUGAUGCUCAAA
Manduca sexta (tobacco hornworm) is the source of this 2541-nucleotide messenger RNA. RefSeq names its product gamma-aminobutyric acid receptor subunit beta. Lineage: Eukaryota; Metazoa; Arthropoda; Insecta; Lepidoptera; Sphingidae. The transcript is spliced from 11 exons. Gene Ontology annotation, molecular function: chloride channel activity; extracellular ligand-gated monoatomic ion channel activity; neurotransmitter receptor activity. The record is from RefSeq and is a predicted model, not a curated record. Bases 361 to 1950 code for a protein of 529 amino acids. Gene Ontology annotation, biological process: regulation of membrane potential; chloride transmembrane transport; signal transduction. Gene Ontology annotation, cellular component: membrane; synapse; neuron projection.